UGGCCUGCAAAAUUCCACCCACGCACAUUGAUUGCUCUCGCGCUCUUCGCUUUGCUUUUCAGUUGCUCCACACACGUCAAAUGGCCAGCACUGAGAGCUUGGACGGCAGCGCCUGUGAAUUUGGUGGCGUUGCUGCGGUGCCACAGGUGGCUCAUUUACCCACCGAGCCCAUGGAGUUUGUUUGUCCCGCCUGCCAACAGCUGCAAACGAGUCAAGUGCAACGCGAGGCCGUCACCUUGCUACAAAAGCUGGCCUGCUCUAUUAACUAUUUGCUCUGCUGCUAUCCCAUACGCUGGCAGGGACGCGAGGAUAUUAAUCAUUAUUGCAGUGCCUGCGGCUGUUUCAUAGGACGUCACAUUUCUCUUAGUUGGUAUAAGCGUGCGCUGUUUCGUAUGCAGCGCGCUGAGGUGGAAGAUCAUGGACGCUGGGUGCGCUUCAAGGCGGUGGAGAAGGAGCAGCUGGAUGAGCAGAAGCUGGGCAAGCAGCGGGCUGCCUUAGCGCAGUCUAAGUAAGAGCGAAACACUACAGAAAGAGCGAAGAGAGAGAAAAGAGAGCACAAUGUAGUAUAAACAAUAAUUUAUUAAA
Messenger RNA from Drosophila busckii, 585 nucleotides. RefSeq lists its product as uncharacterized. NCBI's taxonomy places the organism in Eukaryota, Metazoa, Arthropoda, Insecta, Diptera, Drosophilidae. The transcript has 2 exons. The coding region runs from base 81 to 512 and encodes 143 amino acids. The record is from RefSeq and is a predicted model, not a curated record.